AUGUCUCCUCCUGCCAUUAUAGCUCCUUCUAUUCUCAGCGCGGACUUCGCGACUCUGGGCAGCGAAUGCUCGACGAAAAUCGAGCAAGGGUCCGAUUGGCUCCAUGUUGACAUCAUGGACGGCCACUUCGUUCCCAACAUCACCUUCGGAGCUCCCGUCGUCACCAAGAUUCGCUCUCAUGUCGCCCGCCCUACGGAACCGAAUGGAAAGGGUACUUUCGACUGCCACAUGAUGAUCAUGGAGCCGCAUAAAUGGGUCAAGGACUUCAAGGACGCCGGCUGCGAUCUCUACUGCUUUCACUACGAAGCGGCCGUCUCGUCCGUGGCCGCCACCUCGCCCGCCGAUUCGACCACCACCCGCCAAACGAGCCCCAAGGAACUGAUCCGCUACAUUCACGACGAGGGUAUGCAAGCUGGUAUUGCCAUCAAGCCCGACACGCCGGUGGAUGUGCUGUGGGAUAUCCUAGAAGCCAAGGAUGAGAAGGAGCGUCCGGAUAUGGUCCUUGUCAUGACGGUAUACCCUGGCUUUGGUGGCCAGAAGUUCAUGGCCUCCGAACUGCCCAAGGUCCAGGCCUUGCGCGAGCGCUACCCCAACCUGAACAUCGAGGUCGACGGAGGCCUGGGAAUCGGCACCGUGGACCAGGCUGCGGAUGCCGGUGCCAACGUUAUCGUCGCUGGUUCGGCUGUUUUUGGUGCCCAGGAUCCUGCCGACGUCAUCGCGAAACUCCGCGAGGCCGUCGACAGCCGUCGGAAGGAGGAAAAGCUGUGA
Messenger RNA from Aspergillus melleus, 768 nucleotides. It is a transcript of the gene RPE1, whose product is annotated as ribulose-phosphate 3-epimerase RPE1. Lineage: Eukaryota; Fungi; Ascomycota; Eurotiomycetes; Eurotiales; Aspergillaceae. Gene Ontology annotation, biological process: pentose-phosphate shunt; pentose-phosphate shunt, non-oxidative branch; carbohydrate metabolic process. The record is from RefSeq and is a predicted model, not a curated record. Gene Ontology annotation, molecular function: D-ribulose-phosphate 3-epimerase activity; metal ion binding. The transcript is spliced from 3 exons. Bases 1 to 768 code for a protein of 255 amino acids. Gene Ontology annotation, cellular component: cytosol.